AUGCGUCUUCAACAUCUCAUUGCCGUCGCCGGCAUAUCCGGGCUGGCUGCCGGUGCCGUGGUUCCUUCCGGGCUCGGAAUUCGUAGCGACCCAGAGUUCGUCUACGAACAGGCGUACCGCAUCCGGAUCGCCAAGAACGGCGAAUUUCCUGAUUUCACCGACCGCGACUAUGAUCGUAUCCUCCCUGGCUUGCCGGACUCAAGCUCGCAGCUCUCGACCUGGUGGUUCGGGUAUCAGUCCGCGGGAACGCUGUUUACCAAUAUUGCCGUCGCGCAGCUAUGGCCAAGUGCUGUGUACUAUGAGCAGGUAUACCAUAGCGAGUUUAGUAGUACUUGGAAAGCCUACACAGACCAUGAGAAGUUUUUCCGCCUGUCCUUCAAAGCGCAAGGCCUGACAGAGUUCGACCCCGACUAUCCCGAGGAGCACAACGUAUUUGUGAACCGGGACGGUGACCUUGCACUGGGCGCCCCGGCGCCGACGCACCCUCCGGAAGUCUGGGGUCCCGCCCCCGGAACCUAUCUCGUAUGCCGCCGCGAGUUCCAGCACCGCGAGGUCUUGGCCAUUCGCUUUGCCUACUCGGUGCUCAACGAGACAGAAAACAUCCCGCACGGCUGUGUCCCUGUUAAGCUUGAGUCCCGGUGCGCGCAGCUGGAGCCGCUAGUGUUUAACAAGACGUGGAAUCAUGACGAGAUCAUCACUACCCCUUGCGUAAAGGAUGCGUUUAGCUGGGGUAAGAAGGCCGUACGCGGCCCAAGUCCCGUGGCACUCGAUUACAACAAGCCUGCAGCCAUGGCCCGUGAGCUGCAUCGAGGAUCAAAAGAAAACUAG
Molecule: messenger RNA, 828 nt
Organism: Pestalotiopsis fici W106-1
Lineage: Eukaryota; Fungi; Ascomycota; Sordariomycetes; Amphisphaeriales; Sporocadaceae
Exons: 3
Coding region: 1-828 (275 amino acids)
Source: RefSeq, a predicted model, not a curated record